AUGGGUUUCAGUCGACUGAUCUCUGAGUCGUCUCUCGGCAAACAUGUUCGCAGUAUCCGCAACUCACCACCAGAGGUCAUCUACAACAGGAAACUUCUCGCAUCCGCUGCUCUCUAUGCUAUGUCGGGAUUAUGUAUCACAUGGGACCAAGGCUCCAGUUCAGUCGUGCCAUCUCUUCCAGGGUUUUCUCAAGCUUUCGGUAUCACAUCUGCCACAAACCCCAAGGAAGUUGCCAACUUCAUCUCGUUCGUCUACCUUACGGCCGGUGUUGGAUCAGGCCUCUCCUUUUUUAUCAACGAUAGAAUCGGACGCCUUUGGUCCCUGCGACUAUACUUUUGUAUCUGGAUCAUUGGACAGCUGAUUGCGACCUUCUCUAACGGAAACAAAAGUACUCUCUACGCUGCUCGGUUCGUGUCUGGUCUUGGAAUCGGUCCCCUGACCGUGACUGGCCCCAUGUCGAUUGUUGAAAUUGCACCCACCGAGAUUCGAGGGCUUCUCACAGUCUGGUUUAGCGUUGUGAUGUUGCUGAGCUUGACCGUCAGUACCUUGACGGUUUAUGCUUGUUUCUUACACCUCGAAGCCUCGCACUUUCAGUACCAAUUGGUUUGGUUUCUCCCUACUAUCAUCUGUGCGAUUAUCAUUGCCGCGAGCUUCUUCUACGUCUGCGAGUCUCCGAGGUGGCUGAUGCUGGUUGGCCGCAAAGAAGAAGCCAUAGAAACACUGGUUACUCUGCGAGGACUACCCGCCGAUCAUCCACGUGUUGCUGGGGAAAUCGUAGAUAUUGAGCAGCAGAUUCAAGCCGAGAAGUCUCACUAUGGCUCCAACGGUGGAUUCAAGGCCGUUCUACGAGAAACCUUCCUGGUACCCGCCAACCUUAGACGAGUUCAACAAUCUUUGAUAUCCUACUUAUUGGCUCAACUAUCGGGCGCCAAUUCUGUCACUAGCUAUCUGGUGCCGAUUCUAUCUCUCAUAGGGGUUAACAGUGCGAAUGGCAACAGUCUCUUUUUGUCCAGCAUGUACUCUUUGUCCAAGUUCUUCUACACCCUCAUCGCUUCUUUCUUCUUCAUUGAUGCGUUGGGUCGCCGAAAGUCGCUAUUCAUCGGAAUUGUCAUCCAGCUGAUCUCUGAUGUCUAUCUUGGUGUUUACAUCAAGGCCCAUAACGAAGGCUCGGUUGCACCCGGUGCUUCCACUGCAGCCAUUGCAGCCAUCUUCAUCCAUGGAUUUGGCUAUGCUGUUGGUCUUCUGGUGCUUCCAUACGUUUUUGGCGCGGAGCUUUGGCCCAAUAGCAUCCGCUCCUUUGGCUCUGCGCUCUCUCAGACUUUCCAUUGGCUUUUCUACUUUGGGCUUAAUCGAGCAACACCUUCAAUCCUCAGCAGUAUGGACAACUGGGGAGCGUUCCUAUUCUUUGCUGGCUGGUGUUUUAUCGCAUUGGUCUAUGUCUUUUUCGCUGUCCCAGAGACUGCCGGAUUGCCUCUCGAACGUACCGACGAACUUUUCGACUGCCCCUGGUGGCAAAUUCGCUCCAAGGCCAAGUCUCUCCAUGUUGGCGCAAUUUCUGGACAUCCCAUUGACGAAGAGAAUCCAGAUAGUGACUCUCACAAGGACCAGCAAAUUACAUUUAGAGGUAAGCAGGAGGAUAGCUAA
Molecule: messenger RNA, 1644 nt
Organism: Fusarium venenatum
Lineage: Eukaryota; Fungi; Ascomycota; Sordariomycetes; Hypocreales; Nectriaceae
Product: general substrate transporter
Biological process (GO): transmembrane transport; carbohydrate transport
Cellular component (GO): membrane
Molecular function (GO): carbohydrate:proton symporter activity
Source: RefSeq, a predicted model, not a curated record